CGGAAGAGCUGAUAAUAUUGUUCGGGUGGAAUGGCGGUACCAGAAGAAUGUCUUCCAAGCAAACCGCCUCUCCAUUUGCUUGUGCAGCUGAUGGAGAGGAAGCAAUGACCCAGGACUUGUCCUCACGGGAAAAGGAAGAGGGCGCCGAGCAGCAGGUGACAUCCCACCUGCCUCUCCAUCCCAUAAUGCACAACAAACCUCACUCUGAGGAGCUACCAACUCUUGUCACCACCAUUCAACAAGAUGCGGAUUGGGACAGUGUACUCUCAGCCCAGCAUAGAAUGGAGUCAGAGAAUAAUAAGUUAUGUUCCCUCUAUUCCUUCCGAAAUACCUCUACCUCACCACAUAAGCCCGAUGAAGGGAGUCGAGACCGCAGUGAGCUGAUGACCAUUGGAACUCCAGAGCGCCGUAAAGGGAGCCUGGCGGAUGUGGUGGACACUCUGAAGCAGAAGAAGUUAGAGGAGAUGACGAGGACUGAGCAGGAGGACUCAUCUUGCAUGGAAAAGCUACUUUCAAAAGAUUGGAAGGAGAAAAUGGAAAGACUAAAUACAAGCGAGCUUCUUGGAGAAAUAAAAGGAACCCCUGAGAGCCUGGCGGAAAAGGAGCGCCAACUCUCCACCAUGAUCACCCAGCUGAUCGGUCUACGGGAGCAGCUCCUAGCCGCUCACGAUGAACAGAAAAAGCUGGCAGCCUCGCAAAUUGAGAAACAACGGCAGCAAAUGGACCUUGCUCGGCAACAACAAGAGCAGAUUGCAAGACAACAGCAGCAACUCCUGCAACAGCAACACAAAAUCAAUCUCCUGCAGCAACAAAUCCAGGUUCAGGGUCAUAUGCCUCCGCUUAUGAUCCCAAUUUUUCCACACGACCAGCGGACACUGGCAGCUGCUGCUGCUGCCCAGCAGGGAUUCCUCUUCCCCCCAGGAAUAACUUACAAACCAGGUGAUAACUAUCCUGUACAGUUCAUUCCAUCAACAAUGGCAGCUGCUGCUGCUUCUGGACUCAGCCCUUUACAACUCCAGCAGCUCUACGCAGCUCAGUUAGCCAGUAUGCAGGUGUCACCUGGAGCCAAGAUGCCAUCAACUCCACAGCCCCCGAACACAGCAGGAGCCCUUUCACCUACUGGGAUGAAAAAUGAAAAGAGAGGAACCAGCCCUGUAACUCAAGUUAAGGAUGAAGCAGCACAGCUGAAUCUCUCAGCUCGACCCAAGACGGCAGAGCCGGUGAAAAUCUCCGACGUCACCGAAACCACAGACCCUCUUCCAGCCAGUAAAACCAGCCCGGUGACUUUGUCCAACAAAAGCAGUAUCCCCAGCCCUUUGGGGGGAACUCUGGGAAGAGGAUCCUCUUUAGAUAUCCUGUCCAGCCUCAACUCCCCUGCCCUGUUUGGGGACCAGGACACAGUGAUGAAAGCCAUUCAGGAGGCUCGUAAGAUGAAGAGAACAGAUCCAGCGAGAGCAGCAAGCAGCAGCAGCCGCCACCGGCCACCUCUCAGUGUUGACGGAAAGCUAACCUCCAUGAAUAACUUGGGUCUGAACAACUGCAGGAAUGAAAAGGAAAGGACACGUUUUGACAACCUGGGCCCCCAGUUAACGGGAAAGGCAGCUGAAGAUGGAAAAUUGGGCCCUGGAGUCAUCGACCUCACCCGGCCAGAAGAUGCAGAGGGAAGUAAAGCAAUGAAUGGCUCUGCAGCUAAACUACAGCAGUAUUAUUGUUGGCCAACAGGAGGCGCCACUGUGGCUGAAGCUCGAGUCUACAGGGACGCCCGAGGCCGAGCCAGCAGUGAACCGCACAUCAAGCGACCAAUGAAUGCUUUCAUGGUUUGGGCAAAGGACGAGCGGAGGAAAAUUCUGCAAGCCUUCCCUGACAUGCAUAACUCCAAUAUUAGCAAAAUUCUCGGCUCUCGCUGGAAAUCCAUGUCGAACCAAGAGAAGCAACCGUAUUAUGAAGAGCAGGCCCGGCUAAGCAAGAUCCACUUAGAGAAAUAUCCGAACUACAAAUACAAGCCCCGACCCAAACGCACCUGCAUUGUUGAUGGCAAAAAGCUACGCAUUGGCGAGUACAAGCAGCUGAUGAGGUCUCGGAGACAGGAGAUGAGGCAGUUCUUUACUGUAGGGCAACAGCCUCAGAUUCCAAUUACCACAGGAACAGGUGUUGUGUAUCCUGGUGCUAUUACCAUGGCAACUACCACCCCAUCACCCCAGAUGACAUCUGACUGCUCCAGCAACUCCGCCAGCCCCGAGCCCAGCCUCCCUGUCAUCCAGAGCACUUACGGUAUGAAGACAGACAGCGGAAGCCUGGCGGGAAACGAAAUGAUAAACGGAGAGGACGAGAUGGAAAUGUACGACGACUACGAAGACGAUCCCAAAUCGGACUAUAGCAGCGAAAACGAAGCCCCAGAGGCCGUCAGUGCUAACUGAGGAGUGUUUGCAGAAUGAAAGUACUCUGAAGUUUUUGUUUUUUUCUGAACAAAAAGUUCUUAAAGAGCCUGCAUGCAUUUGUGGCUCCCACAAUUACAUCAGCAGAAUGGUCUUAAGUGUUUCGUAACGUGUGAGACAGAUUGAGUUUUCCCUGAUUUUUCAUGAACUUGUGUUUUUUUUUUGUUUGUUUUUUAUUUAGGUGAAGACAUAUAUUAAAUAUGAGACAUCGGGGCUUGAAAACUUAUCUGGAUCCA
Molecule: messenger RNA, 2671 nt
Organism: Ornithorhynchus anatinus (platypus)
Lineage: Eukaryota; Metazoa; Chordata; Mammalia; Monotremata; Ornithorhynchidae
Gene: SOX6
Product: SRY-box transcription factor 6
Biological process (GO): cell fate commitment; central nervous system development; regulation of transcription by RNA polymerase II
Cellular component (GO): nucleus
Molecular function (GO): RNA polymerase II cis-regulatory region sequence-specific DNA binding; DNA-binding transcription factor activity, RNA polymerase II-specific
Source: RefSeq, a predicted model, not a curated record